This is a messenger RNA of Echinococcus granulosus, 1110 nucleotides long. Its product is annotated as Fructose-bisphosphate aldolase. The transcript is spliced from 3 exons. Gene Ontology annotation, cellular component: cytosol. Gene Ontology annotation, molecular function: fructose-bisphosphate aldolase activity. The coding region runs from base 1 to 1110 and encodes 369 amino acids. NCBI's taxonomy places the organism in Eukaryota, Metazoa, Platyhelminthes, Cestoda, Cyclophyllidea, Taeniidae. The record is from RefSeq and is a predicted model, not a curated record. Gene Ontology annotation, biological process: fructose 1,6-bisphosphate metabolic process; glycolytic process.
AUGGCGGGUCGGUUUGUGGAGUACUUGCCUGAGGCAAAGUUGAAGGAACUGCGCGACAUCGCAAAUGCGAUUGUCAGUCCUGGAAAGGGUAUACUAGCUGCAGAUGAAAGCGUUGCUACCAUCGGUAAACGCUUCAGAUCAAUUAAUCUCGAGAACACCGAGGAAAAUCGUCGUAACUACCGACAACUCCUAUUUAGUUCGGAUCCCUGCUUGGCCAAAUACAUCUCAGGUGUCAUCCUCUUUCAUGAUACAGUCUACCAAAAGAUGGACGAUGGAACACCCCUCAUAAGUCUCUUACAGGACCGCGGAAUUAUUCCUGGAAUCAAGGUUGACAAGGGUGUAGUUCCAUUGGCUGGAACUCAUGAAGAAGGAACUACUCAGGGAUUGGAUGGUUUAAGCGAACGUUGUGCUCAGUAUAAAAGAGAUGGUUGCCACUUUGCUAAAUGGAGAUGUGUUUUGAAAAUUCAGGAACACACACCUUCCUAUCAGGCUAUGAUGGAGAAUGCCAAUGUGCUGGCCCGAUAUGCUGUAAUCUGCCAACAGAACGGAAUUGUCCCGAUUGUUGAACCAGAAGUCCUUCCAGACGGGAACCAUGACCUCUUCGUUGGACAAAGAGUGUCUGAAGAGGUGCUUUCAUUCGUAUACAAGGCUCUGGCCGAUCACCACGUCUAUCUGGAAGGAACUCUCCUCAAGCCAAAUAUGGUAACGGCUGGUCAAAGUUGCAGCCAAAAGUACACGAAAGAGCAGAAUGCCGUAGCCACAAUCCAGACCCUUCAACGCACUGUUCCCCCCGCAGUCCCUGGUAUAGUUUUCCUCUCAGGUGGAAUGUCUGAGCUCGAUGCAACGAUGAACCUUGACGCCAUUAAUAAGGCAAAAAUGAAGAAGCCUUGGGCAUUGUCUUUCAGUUUUGGUCGCGCUCUUCAGGCUUCCGUCAUUGAGACGUGGCAGGGCAACCCGGACAACAUCUUGGCUGCUCAGUGUGAACUGCUCAAACUGGCUAAAGCAAGUUUUGGAAUUGCAAACAGCGAAGCGAGUCUGGGCAAGUUCGAUGGGAAGCUGGAGCUGGCCGCCGGUGAACAAUCGAAUUUCGUUGCAAAUCACGCCUAUUGA